ACGAAACAUUUAGAACUCGUCCACGUGACAAGAUCCCACAUCGCUCAGCUCCCGUAUGUAGGAAACAAGAAUGAACGAAUUUCAAGUAGAGUUUGUUUUCGCCAUCGCCUACUGGUUGUUCGCUGUCUGCUUUAUUGCUCCCCCAGACGCAUUUCGAAAUGGCGGUUUAACGGUUCAGAAUCUUUUCGAUAAAUUUCUUGGAAGCGAACAAAUGGACUUCGUUGGUUAUCACCUCCGACGCACUACCAUUACUGUUGUAUGUCAUUCCGCACUGCCUUUAGGAUAUCAUCUCGUUGGCGGAGUUGUUUCAGAAAAUCUCAAUCUAUUCAACUUGUGUUACAGUGGACUUAUUGUACAGGCAUAUUUUGCUGUUGCUGUAUGUGCGCUGUUUCUGGGAUGUUGUGUUGCUUCGUUCUGGUCGUGGAACAACUGGAUGUAUCACCCUUUGGCUAAAGUUUUGGGCAGUUUUAAUGGUCCUUGGAGAGCUACCGCCUCAUCUGUAAAUAUUGAGUUCAGACGAAUUGACAAGUUCUGUUCUAGGACAAGCACUGGGGGAUCAAGGAUUUAUGUGACAGACUCAUGGGUCAUCAAGACUUCUGCUUAUCGUGUUGAUCUUGCUCAUCAACAAAAUGUACAUCUCAGAAUCCUUCAAGCAGAAGAACACCCCAUGUCUAUUGAGACACAGACUGCUGUUCAGUUUCUCUGGAUUGAAGUUCAAAGCAUUAAUGUGGCUGUCAAACCAUUCACGUUACGUGUCAAUUCUACUGAAUAUGGAGACAUUAAAGAUAAAUUGCAGUCACCUAUUCGAAAUGCUAGAAGUGUUGUUAUCCAUCAGACACUUAGCGACCAGUUUCUUAAGGCUUUCAAAGAACAAGUGACAAUAAACCAGCCAUAUUUUCUGCCAUCUGACGCUCCUGAACCAGAACGUUGUGUAGGUUGCAUGGCUCAGGUGUCAAACAUUAAACUGAUGAAGAUGUGCCGUGACCCGACAGACGGUGACUGCCAGCAAUGUUUCUGUCGUCCAAUGUGGUGUCUAGACUGUAUGGGCAAGUGGUUCGCUAGUCGGCAAGAGCAAAGCCAGCCAGAGACUUGGAUGGGAAGUUCAGCACCGUGUCCGACAUGUCGUGCUAAAUUCUGUCUUCUAGAUGUUUGUGUUAUACCAAAUGUUCAUGAUACUGCUAAUGGUACCAACCAGAGCUAA
Molecule: messenger RNA, 1201 nt
Organism: Corticium candelabrum
Lineage: Eukaryota; Metazoa; Porifera; Homoscleromorpha; Homosclerophorida; Plakinidae
Product: E3 ubiquitin-protein ligase TM129-like
Exons: 1
Coding region: 71-1201 (376 amino acids)
Biological process (GO): protein ubiquitination
Cellular component (GO): endoplasmic reticulum; membrane
Molecular function (GO): ubiquitin protein ligase activity
Source: RefSeq, a predicted model, not a curated record